Molecule: messenger RNA, 2813 nt
Organism: Paraphaeosphaeria sporulosa
Lineage: Eukaryota; Fungi; Ascomycota; Dothideomycetes; Pleosporales; Didymosphaeriaceae
Exons: 5
Coding region: 216-2813 (865 amino acids)
Biological process (GO): DNA recombination; lagging strand elongation; Okazaki fragment processing involved in mitotic DNA replication
Cellular component (GO): nucleus; mitochondrion
Molecular function (GO): ATP binding; DNA binding; DNA ligase (ATP) activity
Source: RefSeq, a predicted model, not a curated record
AAGGCGCAAUCAGCGAACGCGUCCUUUCACUCGACUCGCGGGAUUUGUGUUCUUAGCGAAUUGUGCACCCCGCACCACUUUGAGUCCUCAUCGCUCCACCCGGUCAACCUCGGGGUCUCAUUCUGUCCACUUAAUGCCGACCAACUCAUUUCUCGCACCUUUACGAAUUUUAUUCGUAUAUUUAGAUUCAAUUCCAUGCACACCCAUCAAAUCCCAUGGUCCUUGCAUUCGGCGACGUGUGCAACCUUCUGGAAGGAGCAGAGAAGAUCGCAAGUCGUCACUCGCGAUGUGCCCCGGAUGAGGAAGAACUACGUAUCCGACAACAUGUGACAAGAUGGUUCGAACAACAUCGGGCAGACCUAGAUGAUGUCGAGACUCCAGCGGCUGCUGUACUUUCAGCUAUAUUUCCCCAUCGGCGAAAGGACAGGGUUUAUGGCCUGCAACCGCCGUCACUCUCCAAAAAGAUCACACAACUACUAAAUCUGAAUCACGGGCAAAAGGUUCUUUUCGGUGGCUGGUCAACCGGUGCUUAUGGUGAUCUAGGACGAUAUACUGAAUUAGCAUUCAAGCCAUGGGAUGGCACAUUUGCAGCCAGGAUCAAGCGUGCAAUUCCGAUGGAGAAGGUGGACAACCUACUCACCCAGCUGGCGGCGAGAUACCGAUUCUCUGACCCAGGUAUCAAACAGCAGCGUGACUGGCAUAUGAGCACGGACACUGAGCUGACGUACAUUCUCAGACGGCUCGAGUCGUGGGAGGCGAAGUGGUUCGUCAGACUGCUUCUGCGAGAGUAUCCUACGAUUUCUCUCGAUGAAACGCAUGUGUUUCGGCAGUACCACUUUCUUUUGCCUGAACUUUUGAAGUUCCAGAAUGAGUUUGACGCUGCCUUUCAGUUACUCCGAGGGGAAUUGAGUUGCUAUCCGCCGAGACCAGAGCUAUCUGUAGAGAACAAGAUGCGAUUGGAGGCUUCGCGGCUUCUCAAACCAACCGUAGGUGUCAAGGUUGCGCGUCCGCCUUUUCACAAGGCCUGGUCAUUCAAGCACUGUUACCAACUUGUUGGAAAGCGGGCUUGGGCCGCCGAAGUGAAGUACGAUGGAGAAUACUGUGAGUGUGAAAUCCAUGUCAAUCUAGACGCCACAGGAAACGACAUUCGGAUCUUUUCAAAGAAUGGUAAAGACGCCACGAUGGACCGAGAGGCUCUGCACAGCACUAUACGCGAUGCGUUACGGAUAGGAGAGCCCGACUGCAGCGUUCAACGAAACUGUAUUGUCUUAGCGGAAAUGGUACUAUACAGCGACAAGGAGCAAAAAGUCCUAUCGUUCUCAAAGAUCCGGAAGCACAUCAAACGAUCAGGAUCAUUUCUCGGAACACUUCAAGAUUCGCCUCCUCACGAAUGGGAACACCUCAUGCUCGUCUUCUUCGACGUGCUUGUGAUCGAUGAUGAGCCCGUCAUGCGUCAAUGUCUUCAAAAACGACGCCAAGUUUUGCGCAAGCUCGUCAGGAUUACUCCCGGUCGCUCUCUACGUUCCCAGUGGACUCUCUUAGAUUUCAAUAGCGAGCACGGAACCACCGAUCUUAAACAGGCCUUCGCACGAUCACUCGUCGAAAAGCAAGAAGGGCUGAUACUGAAGCCAUUAAGUACACCGUAUUUUCCACUCCACUCAGCCGAAGGCGUGUAUUGGCCAGGAUACUUCAUCAAGCUCAAGCGGGACUAUCUGGGUGAUAUGGGAGGUCAACGAGACCUGGGCGAUUUUGCCAUUAUUGGGGCAUGUUUUGACCCUCAGAGCGCACCCAAGACGGAUGUAAGGCCUCUUUAUUGGACUCAUUUCCACAUCGGAUGUGUCACGAAUAAGCUGGAGAUACAGCGCUCUCGGGCGAAACCCAAGUUCCAAGUAGUCGGUUGUCUUAGUCUCGAUAAGCAGAUACCAAAGAGCGACCUGAAGUACCUCAACCAGUUCGGCCGAUUCCAACAGAUAGACCUAGGUUCCAGCCGAUCGAUAGACGCGUUCGACAUCAAACAUGGUAAAGGUUUCGAGCAUCGCAUGACAGUAGCCUUCGGGAGUCCUUUUGUAGCCGAGAUCCUUGGAAGUGGCUUCGAAAAGGCCCAGAACGAGACUUUUGAAAUGCUCCGUCAUCCACGGAUAAAGAAGAUACACCACGACCGAACUUGGGAGGAUGCAGUAUCGAUGGAUGACUUACACCGCAUGGCAAAGGAGAAAUGGAAGGUUCCAGAUGCUGAAGAAUUGGACGGGCAUGCAAGAGACGUCGCUCUCCUCGCGAAGAAAUACCUUAACGAGAAGAACGGGUCACAGGGCACUGCUUCGGAAUGCGCAACGACCCAGGAAACGACCCAACGCAGCGAAGCUUCUACGGUUCGGACAUCAGCAUCCGCUUCAAAGGACGCUGUCGUUCAAGAGUCUCAGCAAGCCUCAGCACAUACAUGCACUACGAUUGCAUCAUCGCAAUGCUCAGGAAGCACACAGGGAAAUGGAGGACGCGCCUCACGGGAGCUGCGCAGCAUACUUGUGCGCGAGGAUACCUCCGACAGUCUUCAGAGACAAGAAACUGGCGCCGUAUAUCCUACACCGCACACAUGUUCCGUAGUGUCGGCAACGUCGAAACGCAGCUUCGACAGCAACGUCAUCAUCAGCCCACCGUCAGGCAAGCGGAGAAAGACUCGAAGCCCGCUGGCAGACGCUCGUGGGAACAGGACUCUUGGCUCGUUUAAUUUUGAUUCCCAGACGAAGGUUAUUCAUAUUUUUGCGGAAGAAGGCCUGAAGGUGCAGGUUCACACCGGGUCGCCCGCAGAAGAGUAG